AUGGGUGAGUACAUUAAGACUGAGAAGCGCACACUAGAGACUUCACCCUUAUACGAUCACGGCUCCCCGCAGUUAGCCACCGAAGUCGGUGUUGGACGGCACGUGGACCGCAAACAAGGACACGUUUCGUUGAAUUGGACUGGCGUGACUUAG
Peronospora matthiolae is the source of this 153-nucleotide messenger RNA. The record is from the annotation of a GenBank genome assembly. NCBI's taxonomy places the organism in Eukaryota, Oomycota, Peronosporomycetes, Peronosporales, Peronosporaceae.